This is a messenger RNA of Loxodonta africana (African savanna elephant), 3403 nucleotides long. Its product is annotated as liver carboxylesterase 1-like. The transcript has 10 exons. Gene Ontology annotation, biological process: lipid catabolic process. Bases 799 to 2406 code for a protein of 535 amino acids. Lineage: Eukaryota; Metazoa; Chordata; Mammalia; Proboscidea; Elephantidae. Gene Ontology annotation, cellular component: endoplasmic reticulum; lipid droplet. The record is from RefSeq and is a predicted model, not a curated record. Gene Ontology annotation, molecular function: carboxylic ester hydrolase activity.
UUGAAUGAACAUGAAAUGAUUUGAAGUGCUUAGAACAGUACCUGGCACAUAGUGUGUGUUAUAAAAGUGUGUCUUCUUUUUAUGGACAAUAGUAUUAUUUUAGCCACUCCCACUUCUCCCCAAUUAUGUGAAUUCUUUUAAUUCAAGAAGCAUGAGCUGUGAAUGGUUAUGUCCACUUUCAUCCUCAAUUCUUAGCACAGUCCCUGGCACAUGGCAGGGUCUCAGCUUGAAAGAGGCUGAUUUUGGGCUGGGCUUUGGAGGGUUGCUGGGGUUUGGGGAUUCAGAGGAUGCAGAGGGAAGGAGGCAAGGCAUGUUAGGAAGAGAUAUCAUCAGGGACAUGUGCUACUCUUGGGAUAAUCAUUUGCUCUGGGGGAGAAGUUCUAUUCCUCACAGAAGAGCUAAGUCAGGCAAAGCUGAAAUACAAAAGCUGCUCCGUGCAGUGUCUGCUGAGCUGGUUGUGAGGUCCAGGCAUGAGGACAAUGAAAGUGUUGGGGAAAACAUGACACCCUUGGCCUGUGCUGCUCCCACUGAAAGCAUGAGGAGCCUUGGAGUUCAGGUGAGACUUGAUGUGCUAACGAGGACAGUGGGGGCAGCCAGGAUACACUGAGUGGGGUGGUGGCUUCAGCUUCAUUGGGAGAAUGGGAGAUAAGGCUCCAGCCUUGCUGGGGACUGCGGGCUUUGAGCAAUGGCCUCCUUUGUUUGUGACCAAGAGGUUGAUGGCCAAAGCAAACAACCUCUAGAGGUUCCUUCUAGUUCUGCUUCCUAUAACCAACAUGGUUGCUUCCUCCUGUCCAGGUAAUGGUAUGGAUCCAUGGAGGUGGUCUGAUGGUGGGCGGGGCAUCAAUGUACGAUGGGCUAGCCCUGUCUGCCCAUGAAGACGUGGUGGUGGUGACCAUUCAGUAUCGCCUGGGGAUCUGGGGAUUCUUCAGCACUGGGGAUGAGCACAGCCCAGGGAACUGGGGUCUCUGGGACCAGGUGGCUGCACUGCACUGGGUCCAGGAGAACAUUGCUGACUUUGGAGGGAACCCAGGCUCAGUGACCAUCUUUGGAGAGUCUGCAGGAGGUGCAAGUGUCUCUGUUCUUGUUUUAUCUCCUCUGGCCAAGAACCUCUUCCACCGGGCCAUUUCUGAGAGUGGCGUGACCCUCUCUAUUGGUUUGGUCAAGAAUGAAAGCAGGUCAGCAGCUGAGAAAUUUGCUAUCUUGGCUGGGUGUAAAAGCACCACCUCUGCUGUCAUGGUUCACUGCCUGCGCCAGAAGACAGAGGAGGAACUCUUGGAGACAUCACUGAAGAUGGUAGGUGCAUUCAUUCUAGUGGCCACACAAGUCCCACCCUUUAAACUUGGCCCCAGGCUUUAUCAUUUCAGCUGCCACCUUUACCUGAAAAAUCUACCUGAACAGUUUCUUUUCUCUCGGGAGCAGCGAUUUGCUGACAGACUGAAUGUAGGUGUGAGAAAAAGAGGAGUGCCCCUGAGCUUGUUUGUUUAUUUUAACCUGAGCAAGGCAAUGCACAUAGCCCACACAGCACAACCACGUGCACCCGCUCUGGGCAGCAGUAAUUACGUUGUCCUAACAGAAGCUGAAGUUGUUCACCCCCUCUCCACCACUGACUGUGCCCAGCUCUGGUCUCACUACUCUGUUCUCUUCCAGAGCUAUCCCUUCCUGCCCAUUGUGGUUGAUGGGAUGCUGUUGCCAAAGACACCUGAAGAGAUUAUGGCAGAAAAGAAAUUCAACACCGUCCCCUACAUUGUUGGAAUCAACAAGCAAGAGUUUGGCUGGAUUAUUCCAAAAUUGAUGGGCUACCCACUCUCUGAAGGUAAACUGGACCAGAAGACAGCUGCAUCGCUCUUGUGGAAGUCCUACCCCCUUGUUGCCAUCCCUGAGGAACUGACUCCGGUGAUCACUGAGAAGUACUUAGAUGGGACAGAUGACCCUGUCAAAAAGAAAGACCUGUUCCUGGACAUGCUUGGAGAUGCAGCAUUUGGUGUUCCAUCUGUGAUUGUGGCACGUCGUCACAGGGAUGCCGGAGGCCCCACCUACAUGUACGAAUUUCAGCAUCGUCCAAGCUUCUCACCAGAGAUGAAACCCAAGACGGUGAUAGGAGAUCACGGGGACGAGCUCUUCUCGGUCUUCGGGACCCCAUUCUUAAAAGAGAGUGGCACAGAAGAGGAGGUCAAACUCAGCAACAUGGUGAUGAAGCUGUGGGCCAACUUUGCUCGGAAUGGGGACCCCAAUGGAGAGGGGCUGCCCCAUUGGCCAGCAUAUGACCAGAAGGAAGGGUACCUGGAGAUUGGCACCACGACUAAGGCAGCCCAGAAGCUGAAAGACAAGGAGGUGGGUUUCUGGACUGAGAUCCUGGCCAAGAAAGGAGCAGAGCAGCCAGCGCAGACAGAGCACAUUGAGCUAUGAACAGAGGGCCAACUGGGUACUCUACAUGGGCAUUCUACAGAAGGCACUUAUAGCUCAAAGAGGCUUCUUAUUGUGGAGGCUGAAGAAUUGUCUGGUGGGAUGGAGAAUUUUGUACCGAUUGCCUCAAAUUUGGGAAUAAAUGUUUUGGAGAUGAAGCCAGUGUCUGUGUCUUGGUCUGGAGAUUAAACUUUCCUCCUUAGAGAGAAUGAGGUCCCUGGAUGGUGCAAAUGGUUUGUGCUUGACUAAUAAUUGAAAGGUUGGCAGUUCAAACCCACCCAGCAGUGCUGCUGAAGAAAGAAGAAUGGCGUGGUGAUCUGCUUCCGUAAAUAUUACAGUCAAGAAAACCCUAUAGAGCUUGGGCCUACACUGUAACAAAUGAGGUCCCCAUGAGUUGGAGUCAAAGGCAAUGGGUUUGUUUUGAGUUUUUUCCUUAGAGUGACUGCACCAUGAGCAGGAAGGUGCUCUACUGGGGAUGGCUGGGCCUCUGGGCAAGCAGGAAGCAGCAGGCUGAGUUCUGGGAGCUGCUGAGGGGGCUCUAGGUCUGCACCAUCUCUCUGGGUCCUCAACAACUUCCAACAGCUGGAUUUGGGAUGGUCGGAGAGGAGCACCCCUCUUUUCAGUGUGGAGCUACCCAUGGAGGUGGAGGUAACAUAGGCUGAGUGUGUCCCUGGAGUGAGAUGGGAGGAAGAGGUGGCGUGGCGACCCUGUGGCACUGCUGCAUGGCCUGACUGACCAUUCCACAGGCCUGUGCCACCUUCAAUAUGCACAGUACUCUCCCAGGCCCUCCCCAAGGCUACCUCCUCCAGCAGCUGGUCUGUAGCCUCUGUAGCCUGGACUACUUCUUGGGUGGUGACCACCUUGGAGUAAGUCCCUCAAGCAUCAUCCUAAAACUGCCUUAGAGGUUAGUUUUGCCUUCUGCUCUGAGGCAGAAAGCUAUAAGAGGUGUCAUUCUUACCCCAACUGGAGGAAAACACUGGAUUUUUCUCAAGAUUAUAAC